CUUACAGUUACCCUCUCUGGUUGUACCGCGAAGAAGUUGGACUCGCCCGGUCGGCCAGCAAAUAAUCGCGCUUCACUGUUCGCUGGCUCGGGAUAUAAAUAGCGGAACCCUUUGACAUUCUCCUUCUCUGCUGAGUUUUGUGAGAUUCCUGCUACCUCCAGUCCCCAAAAUGUCUAUCAAAGUGUACUACUUUAACAGACUUCGUGCCAGGGGAGAGCUCCCCCGCCUUGUGCUGGCCGCUGCCAAAGUAGACUAUGAAUUUGUCCCCGUGGAAUCACCUGAUUGGCCCAAGUUCAAAGCUAGUCUUCACAGUGACGAUCCACUGGAGGCAUUAGCCAUAGAUGAAAUCUGCCUGCUGAGGGAAGAUUUGUUGAUUCAAGAGGUGAAGCAUUAUCGCGAGAAAGAUGAGGCAGAGAAG
This is a messenger RNA of Aplysia californica (California sea hare), 418 nucleotides long. Its product is annotated as hematopoietic prostaglandin D synthase. Gene Ontology annotation, molecular function: glutathione transferase activity. NCBI's taxonomy places the organism in Eukaryota, Metazoa, Mollusca, Gastropoda, Aplysiida, Aplysiidae. The record is from RefSeq and is a predicted model, not a curated record. Gene Ontology annotation, biological process: glutathione metabolic process.